Messenger RNA from Dichotomopilus funicola, 1260 nucleotides. RefSeq lists its product as uncharacterized. The record is from RefSeq and is a predicted model, not a curated record. The transcript has a single exon. NCBI's taxonomy places the organism in Eukaryota, Fungi, Ascomycota, Sordariomycetes, Sordariales, Chaetomiaceae. Bases 1 to 1260 code for a protein of 419 amino acids.
AUGUUAUCGCGACUCCCAAUACGUCCAGCGCCCUUGGCCCGCAGUGUUGGGUUUGCCGGCUCAUCAAGGCAGCUAUCACGACGCUUUCAGUCGUCCCAGUCCCAAUCCGGAAACGCAUCAGGCAGCCAAGGAUCCUCACAUCUCGCGUCUGGCCUUGCCGGCGGCCUGGUAGCUGGGGGUCUCCUCUACGGGAUCUACAACUUUUCUCCUAGCGGCAGGAUGGCCCGCAAGAUCAACACGGCCGCCCGAGAGGCAGACAAAAAAUACCGAGAAGCCGCGGCCACCAUCAAAGACAAGACGCCCACCACCGACGCAGCCAUUGCGAAGAUCAAAGAGUUCUGCUAUACCUAUGUAGCCUGGGUGCCAGGCGGCCGACAGUUUGUAGACUCGGCAUUUGAUGACCUCGACUCGAUUCGCGAAAACCACGGCAAGGAGGUCGACGGGAUUGUAUCCGAGACAUAUCAAGAGUUCCAGGAGAUCGCCCGCGGUGGCCUGAGCUUGGAAUCCGCGACCAAGGCUUACGACGCACUUGGCAAGCUGGCUAAGAAGAUCGCCCGUCUCAGCGGCAGCGCAUCCGACACAAUCCUCGAGCGUCACCCGCAGCUCAAUGACAAACUUGGAGAACCCAUUCGGCAGCUGCAGCAGAUGGGCACACAAUACGGGCCCGAGGCCAAGAAACUAGCCGACGAGACGUGGAAGCAGGUGAAUGAUGUCCUGUCCAGCGGUUUCUCUGCUGAGGGGGCGGAGAAAGUGCGCAAGAUUGUCGAGGAGCGGACACAGCAGAUUCGGAAAGCAGGCAAUACCUUCUGGGACAAGAGUCUGGAACAAGCCCGACCGUAUCUCGACAAGAGCCCGCGGCUGAAGCAGUUGGUGACGGACAACCAGGAUUUACUCAAGAACGGGGACGUCUCAGGCCUGUUCAAGAAGCUCAAGGGCUUGGGCGAGGGUGCUGACGCUGGUCAGAUCGAGGAGUAUGUAAAAGAGGCUCUUGACAAAGCCAAAAAGAAGGGGGCCCAAGCUACAGGCGGGAGUGCCAGCACAGGACUUUCAGUGCUAAGCCAGUUCUUUGAAGGUUCCUCUUCGGCGGACGAUGCCGGCCGCAAGCUACAGGACCACGUUAGCGUAUUGAGCAAGGUCAUAAACGAGCAUGGGGAUGAUGGCAAGGCAUUGCUAGAAGAGACCAAGGAAGAAUUGAGGAAGUUGUUGGAGGAGAAGGCUAAGAGAGCUCAGAAGGUUUUGGAUGAGGCAAAAAGGGGGUAA